Molecule: messenger RNA, 2031 nt
Organism: Osmerus eperlanus (European smelt)
Lineage: Eukaryota; Metazoa; Chordata; Actinopteri; Osmeriformes; Osmeridae
Product: ciliary microtubule-associated protein 2-like
Exons: 10
Coding region: 449-1669 (406 amino acids)
Source: RefSeq, a predicted model, not a curated record
CCAAAUGGAGAAUGUCGAUGGCCAGGUGAGCAAUGCAAAAAAAAAGUUACUGGAUGUUGCUAAUUGCAUAGCCUGGUUUGUACAAACAUUACCCUUUGCUGUAGUCUGCCCGUGUAAAUACAACAGCUCAAAGGCUGAAACUUCCACACACCCUCGGCACAAAAGUAGGAAUUCCGUUUAUGUCAAUGGGAGGUAGUCAAAAAACAUAACUCAACUAGUGCGCAAUUAUCGGGCGCUGACGGGCAUAAACAAUGUAACAUGUAUACAGGCCUAUGGAGAUUUAAUAACGGUUUACUCCUUUAAUUUGUAUCUACGUAUCAAACCAAUCCAUAUCACGAACAUCAAACGCGGAAUGGAGAGUCACUAAUGUGGUGCAUUGUCAUGACGUAAUGACUAGUUAAUUAACUGACGUCUUUCAAGAAGUCUUCAAUGAGAGGGCGCGAGAGCAAUGGAGAGCAAAAGGUUCCUGGGGGCUCCAUUCGGGAAGCAGUCUACAAGGUUUGAUGUUUCAGUAGUGCACCCAUCCACAAAUAAAACUGGAUCCUUCUCUGAAUUCAGCCACUACAAGAAGCUGAUAAAUAAACAGGAGCGUGAGCAGGGACCAGGUAAGUUUGAGGUGGCCACAGGGAGCCAGAAUCCACAAGUAGGGGUGCAGCAUGCUAAGGGGCUUGGAUGGAGCAGAGUGCAGGAGAAACCCCAGCAGACUCAAAUCCCUAGCAUUCUCUACAGGGACGUAUGGCUGGCCAAGCAUCAACUGAAAACCAAGAUGGGCCCUGGGAAGUAUAACAUUCCAGACUUCACUGAGCUCCACAACAGGAAACCACUCAGCGUGAGAGGAGUGUGUGACAGUAGGGAGGAGAGAUUCAAAGCCUACACAAAGAAACCAGCAGUGGGACCAGGGUCUUAUGGUAAGGGAGGCAUCCCUUCUGCCCUGCUUGAUGAGAAGAGGAGGAUGCCAGUUGGAACUUGUCCAACCAUUGACUUUAGCGCUGGGGUUGAGCGCUUUCCAGAGCGCUUAGUGGAUUCUGGCUUGUAUCCUGGAACUUAUAACUUUAAGAGUUUCACUGAGCUCAUCCUAAACCACAAAGUCAGUAAACGAGGACCUUAUGACCUGUUCAGCGCACAACGGGAAAAUCCAAUUAUCUGUGGAUAUUUUUCUUCCCCGAAAAAUGCCCAUAUGAAUCCAGGGACCUUUUAUGAGCCUGCCAAGGCCAUUUGCGAGGACCUUCAGAGGCCAGAGAAUAAACUCAAGGGCAAAUUCAGGAUUACAGAUCAGUAUCCCGAGCAAGCUAGAGAAAAGCAUUCUGGUCCUGGCUUGUAUGAGCCGUUUCGUUUACCUAAAGUGGAGAACCGCAACCCUCCCCCAUUCCUGUCCUCCACACCUCGCAUCACCAAGAGGGUUGAGAGGCUGAUGCAGGGCAACUAUACCACGGUUGGUGUUGGGUGUUACAACCUGGUUAAGAGGCAACCCCCAACGAGUCAGAGGACCUCCAACUUCGGCUACCGCUACAUCUUCAAGUCUCGCACCCCCAGAUACCUGCAGAACCUGGAUCAGGACAACUACAACCAGGAGAAGCUGAAGCCCAGGAACAUCCCCACACAUUGCAGGGUUUACUUCCGGCCACCAGAUCAGGCUGUGAAGACCACAGUGUCAGAUUCCUGGAAGUAAGAGGGUUUUAGUCCCUGCUCAACCUUUAGCAGAACCUUUUGUUCAUGCUGGUCCCCUCCUUUCCCCAGUUGGAUGACUAAAGCAUGAGGAUUUUAAGGAAAUAAAUCAUAUUGAAGGACAUGUGAGCAAAUGGAAACUGGCAUGUUGUGUUUUCAACAGCCAGUGGAUGGCAGCAAAACUUUAGGACCGAUUCUUGUGAACAGUAAUACCGUUUUUCUCGAUUGCUAAGACACAUUUCUUGAAACAUUCACCCAUUUUCUCAAAACUGUAAACACAAAACCUCAUCUUCAAAUACUAUUUAAAAAACCUCUAAAUCCUUUUGCAAAAUGAAACUUUCGCCUCAAAACAGUUUUACCUGUGCU